Molecule: messenger RNA, 5382 nt
Organism: Octopus sinensis (East Asian common octopus)
Lineage: Eukaryota; Metazoa; Mollusca; Cephalopoda; Octopoda; Octopodidae
Product: DNA-directed RNA polymerase I subunit RPA1
Exons: 34
Coding region: 193-5355 (1720 amino acids)
Biological process (GO): DNA-templated transcription
Cellular component (GO): RNA polymerase I complex
Molecular function (GO): DNA binding; DNA-directed RNA polymerase activity
Source: RefSeq, a predicted model, not a curated record
GCCCCUGUUGAUAAAGUGGUCCAAUGCCGUGUUUACUUGUCCAACAAGAAGUUGUACCCACGUGGUUGUCCACGGUGAACUUGUCCCAUCCUGGGUCCGGCUUUUUUUUUCAAUUUAGAUUUCAUUAUCUUGGAUCAUUCUGAAAGCAUUCCGUAGAAUAACCUUUUAAUCCAUAUUAGACACAGCCUAACCAUGGAUUAUCCAGAAUGGGAUAUUCCUGAUUCUAAGACUAUCAACAGCAUAUCUUUUGAAAUAUUCUCAUCUGAAGAAAUUAAAAGACUCAGUGUGAAGCCUAUAACCAGCUCACAGACAUUUGAUGCCCUCCUUCAUCCUCAGCCAAAUGGCUUACAUGAUCUUGCACUCGGUUCCCUUAACAAGUACAUCUGUUUUACCUGUGGUCAACCACCUAGCACCUGCACGGGACAUCUUGGACAUAUUCCUUUACCUCUCUUGCUCUACAAUCCUAUGCUCUACCGGACAAUGUACAAGAUUCUAGACUUGGCAUGCCUCAGUUGCAAUCUGCUGGUUUUGAGCAAGGAGACCCUGCAAAUAAUUGAGAGUAAAAUUUCCCUAAUUAAAAGUGGUCAUUUGAUUGCAUACCAUGAGAUUAAUGGAAGGACCAAUGAUCCAAAUAAAAUUGAAGAAAUAUUGAAUUCGUUACCAAAGACAGAAGUGGCAAAAGAUGAGGAAGCAAGACAGAUUCGCCACCUGAGGCAUGUAUGGAAACAAUGUGUGGCUUUGCUACCGAAAAUAACUCGAAGAAAGUGUCCCCAUUGCUUGGCAACAAGACCAACACUGAAACAGUUUCAAAACUGCCAAAUCUUUACAUCAAUGAUGGUAUCAGAAACAAAGACGAAGAUGCCCAGAAUGAAAGAGAAACAAGGUGGAGGGAAGUCACAUUCAAGUAUACUUGAUUUAACAUUCAAGAAAUCGUACCUAACCCCUGUUGAAGUCAAGGAACGUAUGCAUAAAAUCUGGGAACAUAACGGCUACAUUCUAAGGAUGGUCUAUGACUUUUUAGACGUUGAUGUUGAAUAUCCAACUGACAUCUUUUUUCUUGAAGUUGUUCCUGUGAUUCCAUCUUGUUUUAGACCAUGUGUUGUUUUAAAAGGUAACAAGUAUGAAAGCGUGCAGACUUCUUCCUACAAACGAAUCGUGGUGGAAUGUGAGAAGAUCCAACAAAUUCUCCAUGAGCUCAGAAAGAUGGAAGGUGGCCAAACAGAAGGUGAAGGUGAAGGCAAAGGUGAAGGUGUGGGUGAAGUGGAUCUAAAUACGGUCAAUGAUGCAAAGCAUAAGAACCUAAAGAAAAGGCUCAACGAGACUUGGUUGGCUCUACAGAAGGAUGUCAAUUGGUUGUAUGACGAUUCCUCUGACCCAAGUUCAUUCCGCAUCAGAGGUGUUAGACAGAUUCUCGAGAAAAAAGAGGGUCUCUUCCGGAAGCACAUGAUGGGGAAACGUGUUAACUAUGUUGCCCGAUCAGUAAUUACCCCUGACCCCAAUAUUGAAGUCGCUGAGAUUGGAGUUCCUGAGAUCUUUGCUAAAACAUUGACCUAUCCACAACCUGUGACCCCUUGGAAUGUGGAUAAACUGAGGAAAAUGGUGAUUAAUGGGCCAAAUGAGUAUCCAGGAGCGGCGUAUGUUGUCGACCAGCAUGGUGUGAAGCAGCGUCUUCUUGCUGAAAAUCCCACCCAGCGUCAGUCAGUAGCCAACCAACUCCUCACUCCAUCAUCUGUCAACAAGUCUUUGGUCACAUGUAAGAAGGUUUAUCGCCAUCUCGUGAAUGGCGACUACCUUCUCCUCAAUCGACAGCCAUCUCUUCACAAGCCCAGUAUACAAGCUCAUCGAGCUCGUGUUUUGCCCAACAUCAAGACUUUCCGGUUGCAUUAUGCCAACUGCAAGGCUUACAACGCAGAUUUUGAUGGGGAUGAAAUGACAGCUCACGUACCUCAAACUGAACUAGGUCGGGCUGAAGCUAAGGAAAUUUCUAGUGCGCAAAACCAGUACGUGGUCCCUAAAGAUGGAAGUCCUCUGGCAGGUCUCAUCCAAGAUCAUGUUGUUGCUGGAGUGCGCCUUACCAUUCGUGGUCGUUUCUUCCGAAGAGAAGAGUUCAAUCAAUUGCUGUUCGCAGCACUUGUUAACAAACCUGAUGCCAUCCGACUGUUACCACCUGCUAUUAUUCGACCUGAGAAACUCUGGUCUGGAAAACAGCUUAUAUCUACUUUACUAAUCAAUAUAAUCCCAAAGAACAAGCCUUUAAUUACAAUGGAAAGCACAUCAAAGAUUCCAGAAAGGCUUUGGAAGUCAAUAGACCAUUUUGAUGCUUCAAUAAGUAGAGCUCUUUCACAAGAAAUGGGGGAGAGCCAUGUUAUAAUCCGAGACAGUGAAUUGCUGUGUGGUGUCCUGGAUAAAAGCCAGUACGGAUCAACAGCAUAUGGAUUAGUACACUGUUGUUAUGAGCUCUAUGGCGGAGAAGUAGCUGCAAACCUCCUCACAUGCUUUGGCCGACUUUUCACUUCCUUCUUACAAAGAGAUGGAUUUUCAUUGGGAAUUAAAGAUAUUCUCAUGACAAAACAGGCUGAUCAGGAACGCAAGAAAUUUAUUGAUUACAUCAAAAGCUACGAUAUUGAUAGAUCAAGAGAAGAACUGCAAGUAGUGGUUGGUGAAAGCACCAAGUCUGUUUCUGAAAUUGUCUUUGGAAACAAUCCGAUGCUUGUUGCAGAAUUGGACAAGAAGGUGAAGAAAAUAACCAACGAGGUGCAGAACAACUUAUUGCGAGCCAUUAUGCCAUCUGGUCUGCUUGUCAAAUUCCCUGACAAUAAUCUUCAGUUGAUGGUCAACGCCGGUGCAAAAGGAUCUUCGGUGAACGCUAUGCAAAUGUCCUGUCUUCUGGGCCAGAUUGAAUUGGAAGGACGAAGACCACCAAUGAUGCCAAGUGGACGUUUCUUGCCAUCAUUUCUACAGUAUGACAUUUCUCCCAAGGCUGGUGGCUUCAUUACUGGCCGUUUCACAACAGGAAUUUCACCUCAGGAAUACUUUGUCCAUUGUAUGGCCGGCAGAGAGGGUCUCAUUGACACCACUGUAAAAACCAGUCAUUCGGGAUACCUUCAACGUUGCUUAGUUAAGCAUUUAGAGAGCCUCAUCGUUAAUUAUGACCUCACAGUCAGAGACAGUGACGGCAGUGUUAUUCAGUUUUAUUAUGGUGAAGACAGCCUGGAUGUAACCAAGACUCAGUUUAUUAAUGAGAAUCACUUCCCAAUGUUGAUCAAGAACCGUGCUUCCAUCUUAAACCAAAAGAUGCCUCUUAAAGAAGCUGACAGCAACUUCAACUGUCGUCAGAUACAAAACAAAAUUUAUAAAUCCAGGCAAGAGUCUGGCUCCGUCCCAAAGUAUUCGGCUGACAGAAGUGCAUUCUUGAGAUUCUGCAAGAAAAAACAGGAAGACCUUGAAGUGCCAGACAACAUUUCUUGUAUGACUGGACGUUCUUUGAAAAGCACCUACCUGUGCAGUCUGUGGCACAACAUGAGUGAGAAACGGCGCCAAAAGUAUCAGAAGAAGGUUAUAUCUUGUCCAGAUCCUGUUUUGUCUAAGACUUGGCCAUAUACUCAGCAAGGUGCCAUCUCUGAAGAAAUAUACAAAAUGGCAAAGAAUUUCUGUUCCAAGUCUGAAAAUUCACACAGGAUAUGCCCACCAGGACAAGCUGAGACUAAAGAGACUCUUACGGAAGAAAACUUUGAGAAACUGAUAAAUUACAAAUAUCUACAAUGUAUGGUGGACCCUGGAGAAGCUGUUGGCUUAAUUUCAUCUCAGUCAAUUGGUGAGCCAUCAACUCAGAUGACACUGAACACAUUCCACUUUGCUGGUCUUGGAGAGAUGAACGUCACUCUGGGUAUUCCUCGUCUCCGUGAGAUUCUCUUCGGUUCCAAAAAUAUGAAGAUUCCUACAAUGGACAUUCCUGUCUUAGACACAAACUUUGCCAGGGCUGAAGCCAAAAAGCUGCAGAUGAAGUUAAACCCUGUUACACUCAGCCAGGUGUUAGAAAAGGUAGAUGUUACAGAUCGGAUUGAGAUGUCAUCUGGAUUUAACGAUCGGUUGUACAUAGUCCGUUUACAGUUCCUACCUCAAUGCAAAUACCAAGACCAGUUGGCAACAAAUCCAGACGAUAUCCUUCGCCACGUGGAAUUGAAAUACAUCACUGGUUUGCUGAAAUCCAUCAAAUCAACAAUCAAGUUCACACAGGCCUCGUUACGGAUUCUUCCCAAGGACAUUGUUCAUACUAUAAAAGUUACGCUGACUGAUUCGGCUGAACCAUCUGCUAACAAGGAGCAAGAUGGAGAAAGUGUUGGGGAGGAGGAAGAGGAGCCUGCUGCCAAUGCCGAGAGGGGAGACGAGUCUGAAGACUCCACAUCCAGUGGAGAAGACGAGAUGGAUGCAGUUGAUGGCAAACAGAAGAAGCAGACAAGUGAUGAACAUGACUACAAUGAUGAUGAUGACGAUGAUGAUGACGACGACGACGAUGAUGAUGACGAUGAUGAUGACAAUGAUGAUGAUGAGGACAGUGACAGUGAGACGGAAACAAAGAAGGAGAGUAAUACGACCGAAAUUAUGGAAGAUGAGGACGAAGAGUUCAAGAACGAAGAGGUUGUGGAAGAAUAUUUUUACCUUGAAGAUGACAUGAAGAAAACAAAAAGAGAACCAGCAAAAGGAAAAUACCUAGAGUCAUUCAAUGAGGCUAUAUUGUCAUAUAGUUACGACGAAGAAAAGAGUCUUUGGUGUGAAGUAGUAUUCAAGUUUAAUUUAAGAUUAACUAAGGUUGAUCUGAUGACCAUCAUCAAAAACAAUGCUGAGACAUCCAUUAUACAUAGAGUGCCUGGAAUCAAACGUUCCAUCUUAACAAGCGUCAAAAAUGAACUCCAUCUGCAGACGGAAGGAAUUCACAUCAGCUACAUUCAGCAGUUUCCUAAUAUUCUUGACAUCAAUCGCAUCUACUGCAACAGUCCAACAAUCAUGGCACAGGUCUAUGGGAUAGAAGCUGGGCUAAAGGUCAUCAUCAAGGAAAUCCAAUCUGUCUUUGGAGUUUAUGGCAUCAAAGUGAAUUACCGACAUUUGUCUCUCAUCGCAGACUAUAUGGCAUUUGAAGGUCAAUUGACCUUUUUCAAUCAAAAAGGCAUGCAAGCGUGUCCGUCCCCAUUACAAUUGAUCACUUUUGAGUCAGCUUACCGCGGCAUAGCAAAUGCUGCAUCUCAACAUUUGAAAGACUAUUUAAAUUCUCCUACCUCUCAGUUAGUUACAGGUAAACUACCCUCGUUCGGCACUGGACACUUUGACAUACUUUUACCCCUGAUACCUGUUAAAUAAAUCAUUGUUGGGUUUUUUAAAAUUUUU